Molecule: messenger RNA, 1413 nt
Organism: Magnusiomyces paraingens
Lineage: Eukaryota; Fungi; Ascomycota; Dipodascomycetes; Dipodascales; Dipodascaceae
Exons: 1
Coding region: 1-1413 (470 amino acids)
Biological process (GO): carbohydrate metabolic process; tricarboxylic acid cycle; citrate metabolic process
Cellular component (GO): mitochondrial matrix
Source: RefSeq, a predicted model, not a curated record
AUGGCUUCUCUCAUCAGAAACACUUUUAUCCGCCCCUCUACCCUCAAGAUGGCUGCUGGUCGCUCCGCUUCCGCUAUCGCUGCCCGCGCUUACUCCACCAAGGAGCCCACUCUUAAGGAGCGCUUCGCCGAGCUCCUCCCCGAGAAGAUUGAACAGAUUAAGAAGCUCCGCAAGGAACACGGUAACACCGUCAUUGGCGAGGUUCUCCUCGACCAGGUUUACGGUGGUAUGCGUGGUAUCAAGGCCCUCGUUUGGGAGGGUUCCGUCCUCGACCCUGAGGAGGGUAUCCGCUUCCGUGGCCGUACUAUCCCCGACAUUCAGAAGGAGCUCCCCAAGGCUCCCGGUGGUGAGGAGCCCCUCGUUGAGGGUCUCUUCUGGCUUCUCCUGACUGGUGAGGUCCCCACUGAGUCCCAGGUCCGCGCUCUCUCUGCUGAGUUUGCUGCCCGCUCCGAGCUCCCCAACCACGUUAAGGAUCUCAUUGACAGAUGCCCUGCCACUCUUCACCCCAUGGCUCAAUUCACCAUUGCCGUCGCUGCUCUUGAGUCUGAGUCUUCUUUCGCUAAGGCUUACGAGAAGGGUGUCCCCAAGAAGGACUACUGGGUCUACACCUACGAGGACUCGAUUGAUCUCCUCGCUAAGCUCCCCAACAUUGCUGCCCGCAUUUACAGAAACGUCUUCAAGGAUGGCAAGCUCGGAUCCAUCGACGCCAGUGUCGACUACUCUAAGAACUUUGCUUCCCUCCUCGGUUUCGGUGAGAACAAGGAGUUCAUUGAGCUUCUCCGUCUAUACCUGACCAUCCACACUGACCACGAGGGUGGUAACGUCUCUGCCCACACAACCCACUUGGUUGCCUCUGCUCUUUCCUCCCCCUUCCUCUCCCUCUCUGCCGGUCUUAACGGUCUUGCUGGUCCUCUUCACGGCCGUGCCAACCAGGAGGUCCUUGAGUGGCUCCUUGAGUUCAAGAAGGAGGUUGGUAGCGACAUCACCCCUGAGGCCAUUGAGAAGUAUCUCUGGAAGACUCUUAACGCUGGCCGUGUCGUUCCCGGUUACGGUCACGCCGUCCUCAGAAAGACUGACCCUAGAUACACUGCUCAGCGUGAGUUUGCUCUUAAGCACAUGCCUGACUACGAUCUUUUCAAGCUCGUUUCUACCAUUUACGAGGUUGCUCCUAAGGUUCUCACUAAGCACGGUAAGACCAAGAACCCUUGGCCCAAUGUGGACUCCCACUCUGGUGUCCUUCUCCAGUACUACGGUCUCACUGAGGAGUCUUACUACACUGUUCUCUUUGGUGUUUCUCGUGCCUUUGGUGUCCUUCCUCAGGUCAUUAUUGACCGUGCUGUCGGUGCCCCCAUUGAGAGACCUAAGUCCUUCUCUACUGAGAAGUACGCUGAGCUCGUUGGCGCCAAGUUGUAA